Metopolophium dirhodum (rose-grain aphid) is the source of this 1947-nucleotide messenger RNA. RefSeq lists its product as uncharacterized. The record is from RefSeq and is a predicted model, not a curated record. The coding region runs from base 1 to 1947 and encodes 648 amino acids. The transcript is spliced from 8 exons. NCBI's taxonomy places the organism in Eukaryota, Metazoa, Arthropoda, Insecta, Hemiptera, Aphididae.
AUGGUAAGGGAGAACAAAUGUUGUAUACAAAACUGUCCAGGGUUACAUAAAUCUGGGUUUAGUGUCCCACAAUGUUCCUUCAAUGAAUGGCAAGAAGCAAUUGGAACAUCUUUAAGCAAAAGAUCAAGAAUUUGUGGAGCUCAUUUUUCUAAAAAUGAUAUUCACGAUACUUGGACUUCCGGCGAAGGGUUGACCGAAUCAAUAUGCUUAAAAAAGCCAAGAUUAAAAGAUGGAGCAGUUCCUAAAUUACUUUUAAAUGGCAAUGCUGGAAAUAUUGAUACACCCAUCACUCUCAAUACCUCAAGUAGUUUUAAUAAUACUAAUGAAAAUAUGGAAUGGAGUGUAUCUUCUGAUAUUAAUACUAGUUAUACAUCUCAAACCAGCAGUACAACUUUGUCAACUAAUUUUAAUGAAAAUUCGGAAUUAUAUAAUCUUUUAUCAAAGAAGAGUCAUAACAUAAAAUUACCAUCUUAUUGGUUAAAUGAUCUUACAACUAAAAAUAAAAAACUUAAAACUAAAUUUAUAUCAUUUUUUAAAAUGGGAUGUUAUGGCAACAGAUGUCAACGAAUUGUUGAAAAGCAACUAGUAGUUACUGAAAAGUCUGAACUUAUUAUAUAUGUACUCGACGUACAGCUCUCUGUUGAAGAAAUAGAAAUGUUUUAUCCUACUUCAUCUGUUACUUUAACAAAGCCCACCAUUUUUGAUAUUGAAAAAAUAAUAAGUACCAUUGAUAAAGCGUAUGUAUGUUAUGGUGCAGCCUUGGUUUCUGACUUUCCAAAUGUAAAACCAUCUUUUGGAUUUCAAUAUACCAUGAGCAAUGGUUAUUGGAAACAUUCAAACUGUAAAAAAAUAUCAAUUGAAAAUAGUGGUAUGUGUUCAUGGUGUCAACGCCUAUAUUUUUCAUUGAAAAGAAAAUACAAGAGGUUAAUGGAUGGAGACGAAAUAAACAUAUUUUUCUCACCAUCUAAAUUAAAACCCCUAAAUAAACUAAGACAUACCAAGAGGAUAGUGAGACAAAAGGCUGCAAGAGCCAAUACUAGAAUCAUGAAGCUUCAAAAUAGUUUAAGGCAGGUACAAAACCAAAUGAAAAUGUUUUCUGAAGAAUCAUUAACAGAUAUAGUUGAAAAAUCUGGUAUUUCACAAAUCCAAUCAGUUUUAUUACGUGAAAUAUUUGCAGCUGCAAAACUGAAAAAUAAUAAAAGUCGACGUUACUCAGAAAAUUGGAUGCUCUUAUGCCUAUUAUUUCAAAUUCGAUCUCCUACAGGAUAUAAAUUUUUGAAAGAACAAGGAGUUUUGCCAUUACCAUGUGUUGAAACAAUUAGAAGACAUUUGCUAGCAGUAAAAAAUGGAUGUGGUUUUGACCUCUCAUUUUUUAAGCUUCUGAAAAAAAAAUGUUUAAGUUAUACACCGAGCCAAAAAAAAGGAAUUUUGCUUCUUGAUGAAAUUUUUUUGAGAAAAAAUAUUCAUGUCAACAGCAGAAGUCUUACUUACAGUGGAUUAGAGGACUUUGGAGGAGAGAUAAAAAAUAAGGUUGGGAGUUCUGAAGAAGCUGACCAUGGAUUAGUGUUCAUGUGGCAAGGGUUAGCAACCAACGUUACUCAGUCUAUAGCUGUAUUUGCGUCCAAAGGGCCAGUUAAAGGUGUUGAUUUAUCUCAAUUACUUAUUAAGGCUAUUCUUUUGCUGGAAGAUGCUGGGCUACAGGUUUUAGGUGUAACAUGUGAUGGUGCUUCAACUAAUAAGACUAUGUUCAAAAACCUAGGAAUAAAUGGAAGCAAAUCAGAGUUAAAAAACUAUUUUAUUAAUCCUUUCGACGAGCUUAGAAAAAUAUUUGUUUUCAGUGAUGCUCCACAUGUAAUAAAGAAUAUACGAAAUCAAUAUUUCUUGAACUUUUUAGCUUCAUCCAUUGAAGGAUUAUGUCAAAUGGGAACAUUACUGUUCUGUUUUUAA